Molecule: messenger RNA, 423 nt
Organism: Erythranthe guttata (spotted monkey flower)
Lineage: Eukaryota; Viridiplantae; Streptophyta; Magnoliopsida; Lamiales; Phrymaceae
Source: RefSeq, a predicted model, not a curated record
AUGGAAAGGUACGCAAUUGCCCUUAUAGUUUGCGGUGCUACAGCCGCCGCAGUCAUUGCUUUGUGUUGCCUCUGCAAGUGCCGCCGCCGCCGCCUCAAGAUGGAGCCAAUCAAAUCUCCUACGCCGCAGGCGACGAAUUUCGCACAGCCAAUCACGUUACAGACCAGUAAUCCGCCGCCGCCUCCAAUAGUACUACUUCCCGAUCUAGAAAUGGGGGAAAACACCGGCGCUAAAAGAGAUGGUGAUAUGGUCAUAUUGAAGGGAACUGGUGGUUCCACUACUGCUUCGGCCGCCGGAGGUAGAGGUGGAUGCGGCGCCGCCUGCGGUCGGGGUGGGGGUGGGGGGUGUGGCCCCAGUGGUGGCGGUGGAUGUGGAGGUGGGGGGUUCGGUGGUGGAGGAUGUGGCGGUGGCUGUCAUUUUUGA